AUACAAAGGAGAAUAUAGGGAACGUAAUAGACGGUAUAAAUAAUGCCUGAAAUCACGCUUGGCAUUUUACAAUAAAUUUAACGAAAACAGAAGUCGGCCAUUUUAGUUUUAUGCUUGACGAAUUUUUAAUUUUCGUUGAGUUAUUUGUGAAUUUGUAUUUGUUUCUUUCUUGCGCAUGUAUUUACUGGGUAAAAUUCGAUUCGGUGGUGUAAGAAAAUCGAACGAACGCGAAGACCAUUCGUUAAAUUGAACAUUGUCGUACGGAACUUCUAGGCGUUUGGAAUAUUUUUCUGUUUGCAACGGCAAUUUUUGUACAGUGUUGCUUUUUUGUGGCUCCAGUGGUGUGUUCAUGAAGCAGUAGCAGUUAAAUAUUAAAAUCAUAAAGUUAUAUUCAUAGGCAAUACGGUGACAGUAAAACUAUCAAUUUGUAUAAAUUGUGAAAUCCUGCUUUGGCGUCGUUUUAACGCGUCGCGGUAGCUUUUAUUUUUGUGCCCUUCAUCAAAAAAUGAAUAAUCAGAUGAAUAACGCGGUUCGCAAAAUUCAUAAUUUGCACUCAAGCGGUGCGGUGACAGUUACCGGCCUCAACCAGCCUCGCAUAUUAAAACAAAAAGUAGGUUCUGGUAUUGUGACGUCCAGUAAUACACAUAAUCUGCAACAGAGCCAUGUAAAUAGCACAAACCGUUGCUACGUCUGCGAUGAUGCACUUAGUGCCAGUCAACAACAGAAUUUGCUCACCGAAACGCAGACAUCACAUACAGCGACAAAAUUUCCAAAUAAAAUUGGGCAACUUGUGGGUGAUGCUUUUAUGGUUAUAGUAAGCGUAGAUGAUGUGGUUUGCGCGCGUUGUACGAACCUGCUUAACUAUUUGGAUAGGUUGGAGAAUGAUGUGGAGCGUGUUCGAACCAACUUAAUGAAUCUACUUCAUAAGAAGUAUGGGUUGAAUGAUGACAGUGGUGGUGGUGGAACAUCACCACCAAUUAAAAUGCAAAAAUUAAAUAGUGGUGGAAUUACACGUACAGUCGAAGAUACCAGCAACGAUUUGGGGCGGGUACGUAAAGUAUUGCAUACAGCGACAGGAGAUUCAAAUGUGGGAAAACAGUCGCCACCAGUCGUUAGCGCAGUUCAGCAAAUGAAAAUAUCAACACAAGGUUCAACUCAAAACACUUCAGUUGGAGGCACGCAAACAUUUCAACGCAAGACAACUAGAAUUUAUAAGUGUCUUUCAUGCGAUUAUAAGACAUCUGACAUGCGUCUGUUUAAUACCCAUUAUGAAACAUGCAAAUCGCAAAAUUUCCAGUGUAAAAAUUGUAAGAAAAUUUUUCCGAACUUUGGUACUAUGAAACAGCACAUGGUGCGGGAACACAAUACCACUAUGGAUAAUACAUGCGCUGUAUGUCAUAUAAACUUUGUAAAUGAGCCGGCCUUGCGAAAGCACAUGGAAGCAAAUCACAGCACAAACGUAGUAGUAACAAGUACUACGACAAUUCCUGCAACACAGCUGGGGUCAGGCGAGAACGCUGGCGCUACAACGCCAUUAUACACAUGUAAUCAUUGUCAAUUCAAGUCCACAGAUAAGGCGCUCUUUGAUGAGCAUUUUAGAAAGCAUUUGUCCGGUGCAAAACCAAAACCAUUCAAAUGUCGGUUAUGCGCUCAACGAUUUGAGACACGAGAUGCGGCCACUCAACACGCUCGACAACAUCAGCCGAAUUACUUCAAAUGUGGCACCUGCUCAAUGUCCUUCCCCAAACGUGAAUUGCUGGUUAAACAUUUCGAAGUACAUCAGCAGCCCCAGCAACAGCAGACUACUAAUACAGCAGUGGUGCAACAUCAACAAAUAGUUACACAGUCGGCGCCCGUAGUGAAACAGAUAACAACAACUAAACAACAACAACCCACGUCUCAAAAUCUAUUAACAACACAAAAAUUGUUGCAAGAAACUAUCGACGAGGCAUUAAGUGACAAUACAGUAAAUACUGUUGUAAGUAGUGGCAAUACCGAUGUAUCAGCAGCCAACAACAUACGCUUCUUCUCCUGUCACAUUUGUUCACUGACAUUUAUACAAGAAAACUAUUAUAAUCAACACAUGGAGGCGCAUAGUCAAGACAAGGAAGGUAUUAGUAGUGGUAGUACGAGUGGUACUACUAUAACUACGUCUGCAUCAGCUACCUCGAGUGGCAAUAAUAUGCUCCACCCGAGUGCUGCAGCAUUGCUCAAUGACGACAACAAAGGUGACAAUGGUGAGGGCGGUGAUAUGUCGUCUCAUCAAGGUGUUGGUAGCGGUGUAGAAGCUGACAUUGAGAGCAUUUUUGAAAAAAUGCAUUCCGAAAAAAAUGAUAACGGUGGUGAUUCAGUAUCCGUUACAACGGGUAAUACUGUGGCUGGAACAAACACUGCGUCUACGGGUGGACAAAACAGUAAUGACAAUUUGGUUAUUACAUCACAGCAAGGCUCUGGGGGUAUCACAUUUAAUAUUACUAUUCCUCAGCCAGAUAGUGGAGCUGCACAAGAGGCAAGUGAGAGUACUAAAUCUAUACCCACAAGCAGUGCUCCAGUUUCAGUUAGCAUAGAUAUGCCUGUUUUAGAUCAACCUGACGAUGGUAUGACUUCCACGAAUGCUGAAAAAGCAGGAGGAAGUGGCAAUAAAGAAGAACAGGAGAGUGGUGGUAGUCUCGGGGUGGAACGAAAGAUUUCUGGUCCAGUUAGUAUGCCAAGUUUAGAUGAUGAUAAUGAUACGCAAGAGCAUGCACAACCCCAAGUGACGCAGGAUGAUAUGCCCGCGUUAGUGACAAAGAAAGGUGUUGAAACAGCAGAUGAACGUACUCGAGCUGAUCUAGAAAAAUCGAAAGAAACUGAACAAACAGCUAAAGAUGAGACAGGCACACCUGCUUCUGAGGAGGCAAACGCAAGCGCUGUGGGGGCUGCAGAUGCUAACGGAGAGGUCCACUCCGAACAUGGCACUGCGGCUGGAGAUGGAGAAGCAGAUCAUAAUCAACAACAAGUUGCAAUGGAAUUAGAUGAGUCAAUGCAAGCACAAGUAGAAGGCGGGCAAAUAAAAUUCAUACUUAAUGAAAAUGGACAGCUGCUGCAAUUAGAUAAUCACAUCAUAACCGAUGCUGAUGGUAAUCAAAUAUUAGUACAGGAUCCCGAACAAAUACAACAACUUCUACAAAGUGCCGGCCUCUUGCAAUCUGGUGAUGGUAUCGAUGGUGAAACAUUACAAAUGAUGACCGAUGGUAAUGGUCAAAUGGUUUUGGUGCAGGGUGAAAACAAUGAAACACAAUUGAUUGAUGCCUCGCUAUUAAAUGCCGAUGGUCAAUUGGUAAUACAGCAAGGUCAUGACGGUGAAUUGGGUGAAGGGGCGCAUGUAAUUGGUGAAGAUGGUACCCGCAUACCUGUAUCAGUAUCAUACACUGCCGAUGGUCAACCAAUUGUGAGAGUGCAACAGCAAAUGUUGGAGUCUGGUGGCGGUGAGGAGGAUCAACAGCAUGUUGUGCUUGAUAAAGAUGCGGCGAUGGCCGCAACUCAACAGGAGGGAACGCCGCAGGUAGCGGCUGAUAAUACAGCGGCAGCAAUAUCUGGAACAUCUGUAACGACAAGUGGCGUUGGUGCCUCAAGUAGUGGCAAUACAGCUGAUAAUGAGGAUAAUGUAGAGGUAGCUGGUGGCAGCGGUGAAGGAGCCAGUGGUAGUGGGGGUGGCGAAUUUUUCCCCUUGGAGGAUCUGAUGCAGCAGUCAGCGGAGAGUAAACCCGCGGAAUAGGAAUGGCUUUAGGGAAGCAUUAAUUGUACAAUUAUUGCAGACGAUUGGAAUUUCUAGGAUUUUAAACCAAACAACACACACCUGCAUGCUAUGGUGAGUUUGUCGGAACUAAAAGUGCCGCAUUUCAAGAGCUGGUGAAUAACUCAACAGAUGGAAUUUGGCGAAUAUGGCAAGUUAAAAACUGAAAAUAAAUAGAUUUUUAUAUUUUAAAAGAAAACAGUUUUGAAGUUAGCACAUAGAUAACUAUUAAUUAACUGUAGUUAUGAUUAAGUUGUAAAAUAAUGUGAAAAUAACAUAAAAUAAUAUUAAAACAGACGCAUAGAAAUUUUAAAUCUUGAUUCGUAUAAGGUAAUUAUGGGAUGAGUAUCAACAAAUAUAUAUAAAUUAAAUCAAAUAUUUGGGGGAGGAAUGUGUACUCAUUUUGAAAAUGACAUCCAAUUAAACUCA
Molecule: messenger RNA, 4204 nt
Organism: Bactrocera latifrons
Lineage: Eukaryota; Metazoa; Arthropoda; Insecta; Diptera; Tephritidae
Exons: 5
Coding region: 506-3757 (1083 amino acids)
Biological process (GO): regulation of DNA-templated transcription
Molecular function (GO): DNA-binding transcription factor activity, RNA polymerase II-specific; RNA polymerase II cis-regulatory region sequence-specific DNA binding
Source: RefSeq, a predicted model, not a curated record